Molecule: messenger RNA, 4467 nt
Organism: Symbiodinium pilosum
Lineage: Eukaryota; Dinophyceae; Suessiales; Symbiodiniaceae
Source: the annotation of a GenBank genome assembly
AUGUCAAGUCUGCUCCCGGGCAUGUUGGGCGUGAAGGAUCAGAGGCACAGAAUACCUUCUUGCCCUCUCACUCGGUACAGAGCAGUUGCAAGCAGACGACCAGCCUUUGCAGGCCCGGAGAUACGGUCGACAAGCGUUUUCGCCAUCGCUGUUGCUUUGAGACAGCUUCAUGUCAGAUACCGGACACGAAAAUGCUGCAAGACUCGCUUACUUGCCGGUAAUGCCACCAAGAGCUCAAAGGAUGAGAACGCAGAAAACAGUCGGAGACAGAAGCAGUGGGAGCGGGAAGAGCGCCAGGCGGAGUUCUGGGAUCACUUGUUCGAGGGGCCCGAGGACGCCUUCAGACUUACUGGGGAGGAUCCGGACGUAUUGAGGCAGAAGCGUGUGAUGAUCAUGAUCUCGGACACGGGAGGUGGACAUCGUGCAUCUGCCAUGGCGCUUGCGGAUGCGCUGCAGGAGCUAUACCCUGUACACAUCACAAUACGCGACGUAUGGACGGAAUCAUGCCCUUGGCCUUUUAACACCGUUGUGAAGCAAUAUAUGUGGAUGGCAAAGCAUACCUGGUCAUGGCGCAUGCUGUGGUACAGCAGUAAAUUUCCAGUGAGCAGGUGGAUCAUGCAGAAGUUUGCAAACGUGCUGUGCAAGCGUGUGUUCAUGAAAGCUAUCCAGGAUGACAGUCCUGACCUAAUCAUCUCCGUGCAUCCUGGCACACAGCACAUUGUCAUCAAGGCUCUAAAAAAGUUGGCCCGACGGCAGGGAAGUAAAAGCCGCAUUCCGUUCGUAACUGUUGUGACUGAUCUUGGAUCAGCUCAUCCCAUGUGGUUUCAUCCUGAAGCAGAUCGUGUCUUUGUACCCUCAGAUGCUGUCAAGGACAUUGCGCUAAGAUGUCACGUGCGUGAAGCAGUCAUCGAGGAGUACGGCUUGCCGCUCCGACGUGUUUUCUGGAAUGCUGAGCCGCAGACGAAAGAAGAGGUCCGUCAGGCACUUGGCCUCCAGCAGAGAAAAACAGUACUUGUCGUUGGUGGCGGUGAUGGGGUUGGCCGGCUUUUCCACGUGGCCGAAGCCGUUGGGAAAAGGCUCCAAGCUUUGGGAAAUGGAGAAAAAGGUGCUCAGCUUGUUGUUAUUUGUGGCAAGAACGAGAAAGUGAGGAAGCAGUUGCAGGCUGUGCGUUGGCCUGAGGCAGUUUCUGCGCACGUUCUCGGGUUUGUGAAAGAUAUGGACCAAUGGAUGGCUGCUUCAGAUGUUAUUGUUACAAAGGCUGGUCCCGGUACUAUAGCUGAGGCUUGCACGAGAGAGUUGCCAGUCAUGCUCAGCUCGUAUUUGCCUGGUCAGGAGCAGGGAAAUGUCAGAUUUGUGCUGGAAGGUGGAUUUGGGGAUUUCUCCACAGAUGCUCAGGUUAUUGCACGAACAGUUGUUGGAUGGCUUCAAGAUGAAGAGGCUCUCCAGCGAAUGUCCAGACGAGCGGGCGAACAAGGUCGUUCGCAAGCCACCCUCAAGAUCGCGCAAGCUAUUGGGCAGAAGUGGCUGACAACGCGCACUUCUACACUGCUUUCUAUGCUGGAGAAGCUUUUGAAAGCUGGAUCGUCCAGUCUGGAUUCCGGUCCCGACACUUCUGAGCGACUGCCAGAGCAUGUUGGCCAGCAGCUGUCUGAAGCGCUACGUGACUUGAAGCAGGCGCAGCAGGACUGCUUGAACGCGGAGACGUCCUUGCGUGGUGCAAAAGAGCGAGUGCGGCUUGCUGCGAAGUAUCUUGGCGCAGCGAGCACACAAGCAGCGAUCUUGGAUCCCUACUUGUCCUUCCUUGGCAUGAAAGAAGUCGAUGGCGCCUCCUCGUGCUUUUCGUUCAGUUAUGCAUUUCAGAGGCUGGUCCGCCAUGGACAUGCGCGCUCUUCGCAGUUCGUCCACGUGCCGAUUAAGGUCCCCUUUCAGGUUGUGAGACCAACUGCGAAUCAUUCUUCGAUGCUGCCGGUCCCAGAGGGUUUGGCCAGGCUAGCGCGACAUCCGAGCAGCAUUUCAAUCAUCUCGGUCGUCGGUCCAUUCCACUCAGGGAAAAGUUUUUUGUUGAACGCGCUGCUGGGUGACCCACAGGUCUUCUCAAUCGGUCGAAAGACAUCUCCAGAGACAAUGGGGAUUUGGCUCUGUCGCACUGACUGGCAUGCAAAUGACGGGUCAGAGGUAUGGCUUAUGGAUUCAGAAGGUUUCUUUGGUCCAGGUGUUGCCGAGAGCUAUGACGCCAAGAUUUUCACCAUCGCAACACUUCUGGGUGGGCAUCUCGUGUACAACACUGUCAAGGUCAUCGACCAGCAGGCUGUCAACCUUCUGGAAAUGCUGGCCCGGCGAGCACAACUCUUCAGAACUCGGACGUCCACGGAGCAGUCAAAUCUGGAGACGCCUGAGUUUUUGAGCGUGAGGAGUUUUCCUCCACUGACAUGGGUUGUAGAGGACUUUGUGCAAGAGCUUCCCGAAGAGCAUGUGCAUUCAUCUGAUCCAGCCACUGCAUGGCUGAGGUCCUAUUUGUCCUAUGUCAAUGAUACUUCAGGCGAGGAGGUGCACAUUCUCUCCAAGUUGUACAGUGACGUGAAGGUGAAGACCUUGUUCUUGCCUGCAACCUCAAAGCCAGAUCUGCAGGACCUGUCGAAACUCCAGUGGGCGCAGCUCACGCCUGAGUUCAAGAAGGAGCUCGCUGAGCUCAAGACCCACGUCCUUUCCAGCUUGCAUGCUCGUUCAUUUGAAGGUGAACCAAUGACCGGUCGUACUCUUGAACGUUCGCUGCGCUUCAUUGUGCAGGGUCUACAGCGCGGCAUGUUUCACGAGCUGCCAUCUUUGUGGACGACGUGGACACAGCAGGUGGCUGAGAUGUCCCUCCAGGACUCUGAUACCUGGUUUUUGUCGCUCCUCUCCAGCAUUGACCACAAUGAGGACCCUAUCCCUUUGCGAGAUUUCAAUGACAAGGUAGAGGAGGCGAGAACAAGGUCAGUGCAAUUCUACAUGGAACUUCUGCGAGACUUCGACGUGAGCCCAGACAUACCAGAACUUCGCAAGCGAAUGGCAGUGCACUUUCAGCACAAGCUUGUACUUUACCACGAGCGGGUGCAGCGAUGGACAAACGAAGCAAUUGCCAAGCAUAAAGAAAGCUUUGGGAGGCUGCUGUCCGAGCGCGAACUGCCAUUUGACCCGGACCUGUUCAGAAAAAGUGGAGAAGAGGGGAUACGAAAGACGGUGAGUGACUUCAGCACGAAAAUCCAGGUCUUCGCAGCUCGAGGGCAAAGCCCGGUCCACGGCAAGGCAGCUUCGAUGCCAGCUUUUGCCCAGGAUCCCGCGAGCCAACUCAGCGUCGACCUGCACACCAUGCUGGGUGCACGCGAGCUGGAGAAUGAGCGGGAAAUUAUGCAGUACUUCAAAGCGGCAGUAGCGGCUGCAGAUGAGGCAGUUGACCGCGAGUUGAAGAUGGUGGGCAACAAGCUGCUGGGAAAGUCGCAGCUGAAGGAGUUGCAGUCCAUCGUGCAAACUCGCUGCUGGCAAGCGUUUGAUGACAAGCUGUCCUCGCACAAAUGGAUGAAGCUGCUCAGUCAUCACAAGACGCACAAAGCGCUUGUCCAGACAGAGACGUAUGAGAACAGGAUGACCAGGUUUACGGCUGCUAAUGACCAGCGACUCAGUGCGCAUUUCCGGACAGCUCUUGAGAGAUGCGUGAGUUCGUACAAGACGAGGAAGACUCAUCUAGCGAUGCCGGCCUCCGAGUCCGAUCUCACAGCUGAGCACAGGCAGCUCGCCGCCAGUGUUCGAGAGCUGCUUGACGAGCAGGGUCGGGACCUUCAAGAUACUGAUGCCCAUCGUGGUGCGCUGAGAAGCCUAGAGUCCGUCUUGGACGAAGGCUUCAUCCACAUUAAGCAAAAGAACAUCGAGCUAUGGAAGGUGCACUCAGAUGAGGCGACGCGCUGUGCUCUGAAAGAGAAUCAAGCUGCCGAAAAGAAUUGUCGAUAUUUCUGCUUGUUUACACGAGUUCCGAUGGUGCACAAGGCCAACUCUCGAAAGCAUCUACUGCAAUGCCUGUCGCGAUCCAGCACGGGAACACGGAUGUCGCAAAGCAUGCAGAACCAGGUUUUUGAGGAUUGGUACAACAAGGACCUAGCUCAUGAUGCAGCAACAGUGUGGACGAACUUCUACCUUUUUCUGGGCACGCCGAUUAUAGGGAUUCUGGUCCUUUGCUUCAUCAGCGGUUGCGGACGCUCCUUUAGGCAGGGAACCCUUCAGCGUGCCAUAGCUUUCGUCUGCUCCCGAGGUUGGAACUUUUGGACUUCCCUCUACUGCUUUAACUCAACUACAGCAGACACGCGCCACAUCAAGUCUCUUCAUCUCUCGGCGGCUGCCAAAGUCAAAAGUGCCAGACUUGCCCUGACAAGAUCACGACCGCUUGUGAAUCAGUCUGGUUUCACAUUGUUUUCGCUUCUCCUUUCUUUGCAGUAA